ACUUCUCACAGACCUGGGCUCCACAAGGCUCCACAAGGCUCCACAAGGCUCCACAUUAACAUGUGGGGGACAUCUUGACCACAUAGCAUAGACUUCACUGUUCUAUCAUGUGUCAGUGUCCCUAACAGUUCAAGGAAAAUUAACAGAUUAAGAAACAUUUAAUUAGUUAUGUUGUUACCAUGGUUACUGCCAGUUCAGAUGGAGUUGCUUUUCCCACACGUUCUGGGGUUGUUUUAUAAUUUGACUGGUUGCCAUGGCUACUGAUGUUGUUGUUAAUGGAUAGUGGUCAUGAAUUGAAUUUAUACCUGAUGUUAAGAACUUUUCACGUCAUGUUUUAAUGUAGCAGUUACCUCCCCUGAAUCCUGUCAGUGCUGGUGAUCAGGGAUGUGUCAGAUAGGAGUUACCUCUCCUGGAUCCUGUCAGCCCUGGAAGGGAGGGGUGUGUCAGAUAGGAGUUACCUCCCCUGGAUCCUGUCAGCCCUGGAAGGGAGGGGUGUGUCAGAUAGGAGUUACCUCCCCUGAAUCCUGUCAGUCCUGGAAGGGAGGGGUGUGUCAGAUAGGAGUUACCUCCCCUGGAUCCUGUCAGCCCUGGAAGGGAGGGGUGUGUCAGAUAGGAGUUACCUCCCCUGAAUCCUGUCAGCCCUGGAAGGGAGGGGUGUGUCAGAUAGGAGUUACCUCCCCUGAAUCCCGUCAGUGCUGGUGGUCAGGGGUGUGUCAGAUAGGAGUUACCUCCCCUGGAUCCUAUCAGUCCUGGAAGGGAGGGGUGUGUCAGAUAGGAGUUACCUCCCCUGAAUCCUGUCAGCCCUGGAAGGGAGGGGUGUGUCAGAUAGGAGUUACCUCCCCUGAAUCCUGUCAGCCCUGGAAGGGAGGGGUGUGUCAGAUAGGAGUUACCUCCCCUGAAUCAUGUCAGCCCUGGAAGGGAGGGGUGUGUCAGAUAGGAGUUACCUCCCCUGAAUCCUGUCAGCCCUGGAAGGGAGGAGUGUGCCUACAGUGACAUCUUUACAUUGUUACCUUUGCAAAUACGAUUGUGACGAUUGUGAAUAAAUAUUUUUAUGAG
Molecule: messenger RNA, 1056 nt
Organism: Haliotis rufescens (red abalone)
Lineage: Eukaryota; Metazoa; Mollusca; Gastropoda; Lepetellida; Haliotidae
Product: fibropellin-1-like
Exons: 3
Coding region: 385-993 (202 amino acids)
Source: RefSeq, a predicted model, not a curated record